UGUGAGAGUUGCCGAAAGCAUUGAAAGCUCAGUUAAGUCGCGGUCGCCAUUUUCUCGGGAGUAAUCUGUCUGUCGUGUUUUUGAUCCUGAAGUGUUUUUCGAAAGAAUAUCUGCUGAAAAUUAGGGCCCAUCUCUCACGGGCGUCGUCAAAUGGCUUGCUUGAACACUUUAAAACAAGAAAUUAAAACUCUCGAGUCCGUGUUUCCCAAGAGCCAUGAAAGAUUUCAGAUAAUGUCUGCGAGUGUCGACGAGCUCAGCUGCAGGUUCGUCGGUAAAAAUGGGAAGAAAUACGACAUUCACGCCAAUAUUACAGAAACCUACCCUUCUACGCCACCGGUUUGGUUUGCGGAAUCGGAGGAAACGAGCGUGACAAAUGCAGUACAAAUUCUAAGUAACACAACGGGACGGGAUAACCAUGUAAUUAAUCAGGUGGGAAUACUUCUGAAAGAAUUAUGCCGCUUGCACUCGUUGCCUGAACCACCUGAUGUCGAGCGACUAAGAACAGCCCUAGACCCGCUUCGGCUAGGUGGAGCAGCUGCUGCUGCGCAAAGAAUGGAAGCUGAGGAUGUGGAAGAUAUUGAAGAUGACGAAGAAAGCGAGACUGAAGAGGACCUUCAUUUAGAUAUGGAUGAGGGAGAAGCCAAUGCCAAAAGCAAGGGUGAUGAGAUGGACCUUGAGCAUCUGGCGACACUGGAAAGGUUGAGACAAAAUCAGAGACAAGAUUAUUUAAAAGGAUCAGUAUCGGGUAGUGUCCAAGCUACAGAUCGACUUAUGAAAGAACUGCGUGACAUAUACCGAAGUGAUAGUUUCAAGAAAGGAAUGUACAGCAUAGAACUUGUUAAUGAUAGCUUGUAUGAGUGGAAUAUAAGGUUAAUGUGUGUCGACCCUGAUUCACCGCUUCACAAUGAUCUUGUUCUUCUCAAAGAAAAAGAGGGCAAAGACAGUAUUCUUCUCAACAUGCUCUUUAAGGAAACGUACCCAUUCGAACCACCUUUUGUGCGAGUUGUUCAUCCGAUAAUUUCGGGUGGCUACGUACUGGUAGGUGGUGCGAUUUGUAUGGAAUUGUUAACGAAGCAAGGAUGGAGUUCGGCAUACACGGUAGAGGCCGUUAUAAUGCAGAUUUCUGCAACGUUGGUAAAAGGAAAGGCACGCAUACAGUUCCAAGGAGCAGGUGGUGGAGGAAAAGUUUGUGGCAACCAGGGCCAAUAUAGUCUCGCACGUGCACAGCAGUCCUUUAAGUCCCUCGUACAGAUACACGAAAAAAAUGGUAAGCAAAGAUUAAUUGAAUAUUUUAUGCACGGUGAUAGAUGAAAUUUUCUUUGCCAAGGACGAAAUAGUUUUUGAUAUUUCUCCUUCAAUUCUACUGAAAUUAAAAACAGUAAUAAAUGUUAACGAACAAUACGAUCGAAACAUUGCUGAUUAUUGAUCAAAACAUCGAAAACUAUACCAAUUCAACACAUGGAGGCGAUAAUACUAUGAUAUGCAAGACAUAUUUAAAACAAUGAGAUCGAACUAAAUGAAAACCAUUUUAAUACGUAUGUAACAAUAUUACGUAAUUACUUGGGUAAUUUUGGACAGACAUUUUUUAAACGAUGCAAAAUCUGUAAUUCAUAGUAAUUUAUAUCUAUACAAGGUUGAACUAUUACAAACAUACAUGCACCUGUAUUUGUGGUAUCGAUUCAAGCGAAUCAAUGAAAUUUUAUUUUAAUUCUUGAUGAAACAAUGGUUGAUUCAGGCUCCGUUCCCAGUAAUUAACACACCAGUCAAAAUGACUAAUUUUUUAAAAAUUGUAGUAAUAGAAAAUGUUUUUGUCAAUAUGAUAUACAUAUAUUUUAUUAUUAUUUAAUUUCUAAAGAUCAGUCAUUUUCACUGGUUCUGGUAGGAGUAGCUUUGUUUUAAUCUCGGUAGUUCUAGUGUUAAUCAAAAGAUACAAUCAAAUGAUAUAAACCAGGCAAAUAUUAUAGGUGGGAGUUAAUGUUAUCAUUAAGGAAAAUAGGUCUAUAUAUAGAACCAGGGUCAAAAAAGGUGUAGGCCUGUUGAACUAUAACUAAUUAUCAAUGAUUCUGUUUUUCAACCCUUCUGAUUUUCUUUUGAAAUUGAUUUUGAGAUCAGGCAUACUGUAAAUUAUCUAAAUUAUCUGGUGUGUCGACCAGUACCGUUAUUUUUUUAUUUCAUCCCUGUAGCUAAGUUAUAUAACGAGAGUUUUGAUAACAGAGGUAUAAUAAUCUACGAAUAAGAUCUUUUGAAAGAAUAAGUUUUCAAAUGUAUUUUAAUACUUCAAAAAUUCUAAAAAUAUUGUAAUAACGACUGAAUGCAUUGAGACUGAAAGCAUUGCCUUCCAAUAAAGUGCUUUGGUACUAUACCGAGCAUCCACUAAAAGUUAACUUAAAUUUGUUUCUUCUUUCUACUUCUUUUAUUACAGGCUGGUUCACACCACCGAAAGAGGAUGGCUAAUAAAAAAAAAAAAAAAAACGAACUAACGUAA
Messenger RNA from Neodiprion virginianus, 2485 nucleotides. Its product is annotated as ubiquitin-conjugating enzyme E2 Q2. Gene Ontology annotation, cellular component: nucleus. NCBI's taxonomy places the organism in Eukaryota, Metazoa, Arthropoda, Insecta, Hymenoptera, Diprionidae. The transcript is spliced from 5 exons. Gene Ontology annotation, molecular function: ubiquitin conjugating enzyme activity. Bases 151 to 1311 code for a protein of 386 amino acids. The record is from RefSeq and is a predicted model, not a curated record. Gene Ontology annotation, biological process: protein polyubiquitination.